Molecule: messenger RNA, 3937 nt
Organism: Gymnodraco acuticeps
Lineage: Eukaryota; Metazoa; Chordata; Actinopteri; Perciformes; Bathydraconidae
Product: protocadherin gamma-C5-like
Exons: 3
Coding region: 300-2789 (829 amino acids)
Biological process (GO): homophilic cell-cell adhesion
Cellular component (GO): plasma membrane
Molecular function (GO): calcium ion binding
Source: RefSeq, a predicted model, not a curated record
UCUAUCUUGUUCAAUGUUGGUCGAUGCUGUGCACCAAUAGCACUGCAGUUGUACAAAGAGAUCUACUCCCUCCCCCAUCCAUCCUCACCACUGUAGUCAGUAAUGCUUCGAGCCCGAGAUGAGAGGAUGAGGCGUUUAAACGCUCAGAUUUGAUAAUAUGCAUUUAUUUUUCAUCUCAUGGUGCCUAUAUAUGGAGCUUUCUGGAAUACAACAUAUUCGUUGUUGAUGGAUUUUCGCGUUGGCCUUCAUAUGCUGAACAAUAUUUCGAUGGGAUAUAACGUUGUAUUGUAAGGACCGGGAUGACAAAGAGAAUGGGAUACCGAGACUGGAGAUGGCAGGCACUUUGGUGGCAUCAUUUCUUUCUCUUGUGGACUACAAUAAACGGACAGACUCGUUACAGCAUCCCGGAGGAACUAAAACAGGGCUCGGUGGUAGGAAAUCUAGCCAAAGAUUUGGGUCUCGGACUAUCAGAGAUUUUUGAUCGUAAACUGCGUGUCGCCUCUGAGGCUGGUGAGCAGUAUUUCAGUGUGGAUGCGGGGAAAGGCGAGCUGGUGGUGAAUGACAGAAUAGACAGAGAGGCUUUAUGUGGACAAAGCUCAAGCUGUGUUUUACCUCUGCAGGUUGUAAUAGAAAACCCGCUACAGUUGAACCGGAUAGAAGUUGAAAUAAGAGAUGUAAAUGACAAUGCUCCAAGUUUUCUCAAAAGCGAUAACAUAUUAGAAAUCGCUGAAUCAACCGUUGUAGGUGUUCGUUUCCCCUUAGAGAGUGCAGAGGAUCCCGAUGUUGGGAGUAACGGAGUAAAGACGUACACACUAAGCAAAGAUGAUUGCUUCACUUUAAAAGUUAAAGAAAUUGAAAAUGGACGUAAAAUUCCAGAAUUGGUAUUGAGUAAAUCCCUUGAUCGCGAGAAAAAAGUAAUACACGAUUUAUUUCUUACUGCUAUGGACGGAGGCAAUCCGGCCAAGUCUGGAACUUCAAAAAUAACUGUCAAUGUGCUUGAUGUCAACGAUAAUGUGCCACUAUUCGAAAAUACGUUUUAUAAAGUCGCUGUUCAAGAAAACAGUUUAAAUGGCUCAUUUGUAAUUAAAACAAAAGCAACAGACAUAGACGAGGGUCCAAAUGGAGAAAUUGAGUACUCGCUUGGUAAACACACACCACCAUCAGUGCUGUCACUAUUUCAUAUAGAUACUGUAACGGGAGACAUUUAUUUGAAAAAAGAGCUGGACCACGAAACUCAAGCUUCAUAUAGAAUAGACAUUAGUGCAAAAGACAAAGGCUUUCUUAAAAUGGAGGCUCACUGCAGUGUGCAAGUCGAUGUCUUAGACGUUAAUGAUAACCCACCAGAUAUUGUUCUGACUUCAAAACCUACUGCUCUUCCCGAAGACUCUCGCAGUGGAACAGUAGUUGCUUUGCUUAGCGUCCGUGACCUCGAUUCCGGUGACAACGGUAAAGUGACGUUAAAACUUCCCAAAAGUUCUCCGUUUAAUCUGAAAGCAUCAUUUUCUAAUAAUUACGCACUGGUUACAAGUGGUUCAUUAGACAGAGAAAGAUUUUCAGAGUAUGAUAUCGAGAUAACAGCCACUGAUUCAGGCUCUCCUCCUCUGUCCAGUAAGACAAUUAUACCUGUCAUCAUCAGUGAUGUGAAUGAUAACGCCCCUUUAUUCACUCAGCCAUCCUAUAAUGUGUAUUUAAAAGAGAAUGGGGUGCUAGGCUCUAUACUGUACUCAGUAUCAGCAUCUGACCUGGAUUUUGGUGAAAACGCUAAAAUCUCCUACUCCAUCUUGGACUCUAAAGUGCAGGACGUGUCUGUCUCGUCUUAUGUUUACAUUAACUCAGAUAACGGCAGCAUCUACAGCAUGCACUCGUUUGACUAUGAGAAACUGAAGGUGUUUCAGAUCCAGGUGCAGGCAAAGGAUCAGGGCUCUCCGUCUCUCAGCAGCAACACCACUGUCCAUGUUUUUAUCCUGGACCAGAACGACAAUGCCCCCGCUGUUAUUUACCCCUCCUCCGCUGUCCUGGGCUCCCUCUCUCACCAGAGGAUGUCCCGCUCUGCUAAAGCGGGUCACCUGGUUACUAAGGUGACGGCCGUGGAUGCUGACUCGGGCCAUAAUGCCUGGAUCUCCUACAAGCUGGCGGAGGCCACAGACGCCUCUCUGUUCACUGUCAACCUGUACACAGGGGAGGUGAGGACUAAACGCGCUGCGUCCGAGCAGGACGACUCCUCUCAGAGGCUGCUUAUAGAGAUCAAGGACGACGGGGAACCGAUGCAGUCCGCCACCGUCACGGUGUCCAUCCUGCUGGAGGACGGCCUCCAUGAGCCCAUCUUAGACCUCCGACAGAAAACGGCCGAGCCCAGCAGGAAAACUGGGAGAAUCACCCUGUAUUUGAUUCUCUCUCUGGCCUCGGUGUCCGUGCUGUCUCUGGUGACUUUUCUCAUCUUAGCGGUUAAAUGCAUGAGGAACAGCAGCAGCAGCGGUAGUUGCUGCAUGACACGAAGCGACUGUGAUAAUUACAAGAACCCCAACAGAAACAUGCAGAUUCAGCUCAAUACUGAUGGACCUAUAAAGUACGUGGAGGUCCUGGGAGGAGACAUGAUGUCUCAGAGUCAGUCCUUCAGGUCCUGCAUGUCUCCAAUGUCAGAGUACAGUGAUUUCACUUUGAUUAAGCCCAGCAGCACCACUGACUUUACGGAGGUGAUCAGUGUUCUGGAUGCGUCUUUACCCGACAGCACGUGGACCUUUGAGAGCCAGCAGGUGAGCAGACAAAAUAUGGCCUUUAGUGUAAUUUAAUAUCAUUGUUCGCAUUUUUAAACAUAUAAAUGACAUCCGAUCAUAUGUUUUCAUCUCUUAAGCCAACAAAUAAUCGGUCACAAGACGUUAUCUUUCUUUAUUCCUUCUUUGUGUUCUUUGUACCUGCAAUCCUCCUUAGCCGAUAAGUGCUUAGAGUUUCGGUGAUAUCACCUCCUGGCUACCUAUGUAGUUCAAACGUAUUUAAGAUUCCGUCAUUUUAUAUUAUAAUUGUGUUCCAUUGGCAUUGUCAGUUUAUAAAUGCAACAAAUUAUUGAGCUUAAAAUGUUCAUCACUCUAUAGACUUCUGUUGGUUGCGUAUACUGUCGGUUUGCAAAGAGGAUGUUACCUUUAACACUGCCUUAUUGUUGUUUGUGCUUUAAAAUCCUACUUUUGUAACAAUUCAAAUGUUCUAUAGCUCUAUUUGCAUAGGGUGAAUUGCCCUAAUGUGGGACAUUUUUUGCGUUUCAGACAUCUGGAAUAUAUUGCGAUAUGAAGCCGAUACAAUAAAUCAAAAUCCAGUACCAUUCUGAAAUCCCCAGGAUGUGUCCUAAUCAAACCAAAAGAGAAAAUGCAGAUAUUACACUCAUAAAAGAAAUGGUAGACAUAUCAGUACUCUUAGUGCCAAGUUGUCUCAGACAAUCUGCAUUUCCUAAUGUGGGACAGUUCUGUGCAAAAUGUGGGACACUGAAAAGUCUAUGUUAAAAAGCCUCAGUCACCUUAAUUCAUGUAAUAAAAACAUCUCAGGUCAGUAACACUCAAAGCUAAAUGUGCAAUACCAUGUUCAGCUAUGUUACUUUCAUAAUGUUAUUGUUGUUACAACAGAAGAUGUUUUUCUUUAAAUUGAAGUUGAAUGCAUCAAUCUGGUGCACUUUGAGGGCAAAAUUAAGAGAUGUAUGGAUACAGUUCUCAACAAUCAUAUGAAACAGAACUGUAUAUAUUUCAAUAAUCAAAAAACCAUUAGAAUAUGCUCACAACCAAUAACACAUAUUUGAUAAACUCUUCUCUCCUAUCUUUAUCUUACCUAGUCUGCAUUUUUUAUUUUUUAUUUAUGCAUAUUCGACUAAUCACUCCCCUUUUAAACUGUGUUUUUUUUAUAUAUAGCACAUAUUGGAAUGAUGUCUUAACUUAGGCUAUUUUUUACAAUGUGU